AUGAAUUCAGCCAUGAGCACCCGUGUGCUGCGCGCAUUUGCGCGGGCCCAGCGCACGAUUCCCCAAUCCAUUCCACGAGCGUCUGCCACAGUAUCGAGAUCACCAGCAGCCCCUACACUUAAUGCGUGCCUACGCAGUCAAUUUCAUACGAUAUCUCCAAGAUUGAGGAAGGAAGAUUCAAAGGAAUACCAGGGAGGCACCGAUUUUAGCGAGUUGGACGUCUUGGGAGGUGUCCCGAAGCCCUCGACCUCGAUCGACGUGUGCAUGUCGGACGGCUUCUCGCUGAACAGCGGCGUCAAGAUAUUGGAUGGCAAUGCCGCACUUCUCGUCGGCGGAGAGGCCUUUGAGUGGCGACCGUGGGAAGCCAAGGGUUCUAUGAACCUGAUCAAUGCCAAAGGACAGUUCGAGGUGCCGCCCGAGGCAUUUGGCGUGCUAGACCUGCUCUGGCCACGACCUGAUCUGCUCAUUAUCGGUGUCGGUCCCAAGAUGGUACCGCUCAGCCCGGCGACAAGGAAGUAUCUGAGCUCCAUCGGCAUCCGCGUCGAGAUAUUGGACACCAGGAACGCGGCAUCUCAAUUCAAUCUGCUUGCUACCGAGCGGGGUGUCGACGAUGUUGCGGCUGCUCUGAUUCCCAUCGGAUGGGUCGAGGGCAAGGGCGCUGCGUGA
Molecule: messenger RNA, 666 nt
Organism: Colletotrichum truncatum
Lineage: Eukaryota; Fungi; Ascomycota; Sordariomycetes; Glomerellales; Glomerellaceae
Product: DUF498 domain-containing protein
Biological process (GO): mitochondrial respiratory chain complex I assembly
Cellular component (GO): mitochondrial inner membrane
Source: RefSeq, a predicted model, not a curated record